AGCCGCCCAGGCCUCCUACCAUUUUCGCAUGGAAAGUCACCGCUUCAGUGUUUGAGUGUCUGAAGCCGUUGGCUGGUCCUGAACCGUUUGGCUUUCUCCACUAGCAAACAGCCCCACAAAUGCACCUCAUUCGCUCUUAAAUAUGUAUUUUUAAAACGUUUAACCCACAUUUACGCCGCUGUAAACCGAACCGGACGCUUGUUUGGGAAUUUAACUCGCGAUUCGCCGCCUCACAACGGGCUUAUAACGCUUUAUUGCCGCUCUGUUUUAACAAAUAGCCGAGGAGGAGGAAAUUCCACACAGGCAGCACAGCACAGAAGCUCCCCUUGUGUCGCCCGGGAUAUUGAAGUAAACUGAAGAGACUCCAUGCAGAAGGCUGAGGUUGAAGCCUGACAUCCUGACGAGACUUGAUCACAUGGUGCUGAGACACUCAGACAGGAUCCUUAUAAAACGUUUGCAUUGCGGAAAAAUACUUGAUACUGUGGACUGUAUCCUGUGUGCUGACCUCAUGGUGUAAGCAGGUGUAAAGAUGAGCAUAAGCAGUGAUGAGGUCAAUUUUCUGGUGUACAGAUACCUACAGGAGUCAGGGUUUUCCCAUUCAGCCUUCACGUUCGGCAUAGAGAGCCACAUCAGCCAGUCCAACAUCAACGGAGCCCUAGUGCCCCCUGCUGCCCUCAUCUCCAUCAUCCAGAAGGGCCUGCAGUAUGUGGAGGCAGAAGUCAGUAUCAACGAGGACGGCACCCUGUUUGAUGGCCGGCCGAUUGAAUCCUUGUCUCUGAUCGACGCUGUGAUGCCCGACGUGGUGCAGACGCGCCAGCAAGCCUACCGAGACAAACUGGCACAGCAGCAAGCUGCUGCCGCACCUCCAGCCUCCAGCACCAACAUGCAGGGCAAUGCCAAAAAUGGAGAGAACACCGCCAACGGAGAGGAGAAUGGUGCACAUGCCUUACCUAACAACCAUGCAGACAUGAUGGAGGUAGAUGGAGAUGUGGAGAUUCCUCAGAAUAAAGCUAUGGUGCUGAGGGGACACGAGUCUGAAGUGUUCAUCUGCGCCUGGAACCCCGUCAGUGACCUGCUCGCUUCUGGGUCUGGGGACUCGACGGCUCGCAUAUGGAACCUGAGUGAGAACAGCACCAGCAGCUCCACACAGCUCGUGCUCAGGCACUGUAUACGAGAGGGAGGCCAAGACGUGCCCAGCAACAAAGACGUUACAUCAUUAGACUGGAAUAGUGAGGGUACAUUAUUAGCCACAGGCUCUUAUGAUGGCUUUGCAAGAAUAUGGACAAAAGAUGGUAAUCUUGCCAGCACCCUGGGUCAGCAUAAAGGCCCUAUAUUUGCGCUGAAAUGGAACAAGAAAGGAAAUUUUAUCCUUAGCGCUGGUGUAGAUAAGACAACAAUCAUUUGGGAUGCUCAUACAGGAGAGGCCAAGCAGCAAUUUCCCUUCCAUUCAGCACCUGCUCUGGAUGUGGACUGGCAAAGCAACAACACGUUUGCCUCGUGCAGCACGGACAUGUGCAUUCACGUGUGUAAACUGGGCCAGGACCGACCCAUAAAGACAUUCCAAGGACACACAAAUGAAGUAAAUGCAAUCAAAUGGGAUCCAACUGGCAACCUGCUGGCAUCAUGUUCUGACGACAUGACGCUGAAGAUUUGGAGUAUGAAGCAGGACACGUGCGUUCAUGACUUGCAAGCUCACAGCAAAGAAAUUUACACUAUAAAAUGGAGCCCAACUGGCCCUGGCACCAACAAUCCUAAUGCCAAUCUCAUGCUCGCCAGCGCAUCCUUUGACUCCACUGUUCGGCUAUGGGAUGUAGAUCGAGGCAUCUGCAUCCACACAUUAACCAAACACCAGGAGCCGGUGUACAGUGUCGCCUUUAGCCCCGACGGCCGCCAUUUGGCCAGCGGCUCUUUCGACAAAUGUGUACACAUCUGGAACACACAGACUGGUGCUUUAGUUCAUAGCUACAGGGGAACAGGAGGCAUUUUUGAAGUGUGUUGGAAUGCAGCUGGUGACAAAGUGGGUGCAAGUGCAUCGGAUGGCUCUGUUUGUGUAUUAGAUCUGAGGAAAUAACGCUGCUUGUUGGAAGCCAUGGACCGACUAUGAAUGUGUACAUAGCCAAAAUGACUGUCCCUGCCCCAUGUACUGCUACAAUCCCUAUUGAACCAUGGCCAGCCACUACAGACAGGACAAAAAAAAACACAAGCAUCCUGAUGCAGCAGACGAGUGGAAGUGAUUCCAACCAGAGACAUGAAAGGGACUUUUGUAAGUAACAUCGGUGGGGAAACAACACAAGAAGAAAGAAGCAAAAAAAAAAAAAAAGGACUGGUGUAUUUACCAAAAUUUGGAAGAUAUUUUACUAUUUGUUCUUCAAACCAAUCUCAUCAAAAUAAACAAGCAAAAAGAUUUUAAUCUUUGUUGUUAGUUCCAUUUCAGUGUGCACACAUCUGUUUUUUCUGUUUUCUUUCUCUUAACUCUUUUUUUUUUUUUUUUUCUCCCCUUUCUUUCUUGCUCUUUUUCAACACUUGCAUUUUUAAGGUCACAGCUGCAUGAAAUAAGGACUCAUCGUUCUCUCUUUAUGCAGACUACAGUUAUUUAAAGUCUUUUUGGUAUUUUACAUAAUGUAGUUCAGAAAAAACAACAGUGUGGGGACUUGAAGCCAUUUAGCUUUCAUUUAUUCUUCCAUUUCAGUAGUUUUCAUGCUUUGCUUUAAUUGUUCAAAUAUGAAAACCGUUGUUUCAGUUACGGUCCUUUAUUCAGAGGAGACGUUAAUUCUGCUGAGAAUAGAUGCAGAAACAAUAGGGGUGCACAUUCACCAGGGAUGCAUAGUGCAUUAUGCUUGGUUUGUCCAGUAUUGAUGGAGCAACAAAGUGUUAACUGUAGACAGAGUUAACUGCUGUAGCUACACUAUAGAAUUAUUAUUUUUUUCUGUAUUGCAUUAAGAACAGGCAUUUUAAUAAGGCAAAAAAAAAAACCCAACAACUUAUUGCUUGUAAAGACAAGGUCUAAACAGUACAAUGGCUAACACUGGACAACCCUAGGUUUAUUAUCGAAUAUAUCUAGACAAAAAAGAAAAGACUUGCUUUAAGUUUCACAAAGGAUCUGUUCACUGGUUUAUCAAACUUUUUAUUUAACCUAAUUGACGGAGUUUUUGCUCUGAUGUAGUCGUUCUAACAAAUACAUGCACAAUAUAAGUUUAUGUACAUUUUGAUUUCCUCUUAAAGAAGUAGGUGACUUUAACCAACACCUGCUUUACACUGUAUGCAUUUGCCCAUCUCUCAGUCCAGCUGCUAAACAACCCUGACUUUGUCCUCUUUGCAUAUAAUAUUCAAUGCACACACAAUAGAACAUUGUUAAACUGACUGACUGGUCCACCGGCUCGCUCGGCUAUACAGUCUAUUAUUUGUAACAAUUGAGAAUAGCAAUCAAUAUUAAUCGCCUGUUACGCCUUCCUGUCUGGGGCGUUCAAUAUCUCAUAGCUGGAGGCUCAUUUUUUUCAGCAAUGUAUCCAUAAUUUAUUUUAUUUAAAGUCCAUCUGAAAGAAAUCACAUCAAGUCAGGUACAGGUUUGUACAGCCGCAGAAGUAUUAUUUUACGUAUACAGCACAUAUAUUAGACUAUACUAGAGAAACAUAAAUAAUGGCUAAAUAGAUGUCUACUUUCAAAGGAAAAUCUGAAGCUUAAGGCAAGUCUGAGCACUGGGUUGGAAAUCUCACCUACGAGUUAAAAUCAUGUUCAGUAGCAUAAUUGUUCCUGCUGUGAAAUAAUUUAACAUGCAAGGCAAAUAUGGUGGCACAAAACCACAAUCCUUAUGAUUGCCGAUGAUCAGAGUGCUUCUGCUGCAAUUCCUGACCCUUUUAUUCAGCUGAGGCAAAAUAAUAAAUUCUAAAUGUUUCUCUCAUUGGCAUUGAAAAAUCUCUAAAGAUCUUCGAUUCUGCUGAGAGAGCAGAAAUGACACUGGGUCUCCAGAGACCUGUUUCCCCGAUAGCAGAGCCUGCUUUGUCAUUUUUUACAGUCCCAGAUAUCAGGUCUCCAUUUAUUAAGGUUUAUGUUCUUUUUUUACGCAGUGUAGAAUGAAGUCGUCAACUUUAAGUAGACUGUAUACUCUGAACGCUAUUUAUUAUGCAGUCAGUGGCAACAGAAGGUUCUUUCGGUUCUCUUACUCCAUAAUCUGCUCUCAACCUCUUCCCACAUCUUUUCAUCUUGUCACUACCAAAAUUUUCAUCAUACUCACCCCCCCCCUUUGUCCUGAACUUUUUGUACUCUUUUAGUACUUUUGUAAUUCAUAUUUCUUUGUAGCUAUAAGAAAAAAAGGUUAAAAACAAACGUUGAAUUCGGACACUUUGAGCGUGUACAGAACAUUCACGGGUUGAGCUUUCUGGGUUGGAAAUGUUUAUCUGCAGUACCCACUACGCCCGCCCUUCGUUUUCCCAGUCGAACGGUUCUUCUGGUUGCUGACCCUCCCCGCUCAGCCUUGCAAUGCAUUGAUUUGUUGUCAUCGGAUCAGAAGUUCAAAAUAAAAAAGUAUAUUUUGAUAUUA
This is a messenger RNA of Tachysurus vachellii, 4537 nucleotides long. It is a transcript of the gene tbl1xr1a, whose product is annotated as TBL1X/Y related 1a. Gene Ontology annotation, molecular function: protein binding; transcription corepressor activity. The coding region runs from base 530 to 2071 and encodes 513 amino acids. The transcript has 17 exons. Gene Ontology annotation, biological process: regulation of transcription by RNA polymerase II. The record is from RefSeq and is a predicted model, not a curated record. NCBI's taxonomy places the organism in Eukaryota, Metazoa, Chordata, Actinopteri, Siluriformes, Bagridae. Gene Ontology annotation, cellular component: histone deacetylase complex.